AUGUCUAAUGGUUACGAUUUGAAUAACCUAUCAUUCGAUAUCUUAACCUAUUCGAACAACAAGUUCAAUGAAUUUGUUAAAGAAACUUUGGGAGAUGAGGAAUUAGAUAUAUUUAAAGUUCAAUCAAUAAAAAGUGUGCAUUCUCUAUUACGUACAAAAAACGUUUUUGGUAUAUUUGAUCUCGAUUGUGAUGAGUUAAUUAAUAUCAAAGAACGCUGUUGUUUCAAAUUAAAAGAUAACAGUUAUGUUAUAAAACAAGGUAUUAUUUCAAGUGUUGCAGAAUUUGUUGAUACGUUAAAAGCAUUAGAACAAAAAUAUAAAAUGUCGUUGAAACAAAAACACUUAAAUUUACCGAUAACGGAUGAUAACACAAUGAAAAAUACAAGUAAUAAUACUUUAUAUCAAACAUCAUCAUCCUCAUUUAUAACAACUAAUAAUACUCAAACACCAACAACAACGAUUCCAAUAUCAACACAACCUGUACCGCUAGUUUCUCGAUCCUCAUCAUCGUCUAUGUCAAUUUACAAUGUCCAGCAAAAUCAUUUAGAAGUAAUAACAAAUGCGGUAGAUAAAUGGUGUAAUAACAAUUUGAAUGAUAUUGUUAUCAAACAAGAUGAUGAUUAUAUGAUUAAUUUAGUUUCACAAAAUGAUAAAGAUGUAGAAGCGUCAAUAAGAUGUGGUUGUGGAACACGUAUAUUAAUUCCAUUACGUGCAGAUUCAUCAACGUUUCAUUUAUCCAGUUAUUAUCGUCAUUUAAAUACGGGCCGUUGUAGAAUGAUACGUAAUAAACAAAAACAAAAUAAUGUAAGUAAAGAUUUAGAACAAAAAGAUGAAGAUGUUCAUGAAAUGAUUGAUGAAACUGGUGAUAACAAUGAGAUUACUGAUGAUGAAACAAAUUCAAUACAAAAUGAUAAUGGGAAAGAAAAUACAAAAUCUUCAUCUUCCGUAGCGUCUCCAUUAACCACAGUUGAUACACGUUUAAGUUUAAAAAGAAAAUAUAAAUCGGCUACUCAGAAUAGUAACCGAGAGAAUCAAAAAACGAAAUCGUCUUUGCCUAACAAGAAGAAAAAAGUUUAA
Didymodactylos carnosus is the source of this 1077-nucleotide messenger RNA. The record is from the annotation of a GenBank genome assembly. NCBI's taxonomy places the organism in Eukaryota, Metazoa, Rotifera, Eurotatoria, Philodinida, Philodinidae.